AAUUAUACAUGAAGAUGACCGCCACGAUAGGAGACGUGCAAACUCUGCAAACCCUAACGUCACACACUAGUGACGUAACAACUAUUGAUUUUGCCGGCGAUUGCGUACUAGUGACUGGAUCCGGAGAUAAACGUGUCAGAGUUUGGCAAUGGCGUUCAGGCGAGGGAUACGUAGAAGCACAUUUCUCCCCGUUGCAAGGACACAAAUACGGUGUCACGUCUGUCAAAGUAAGCCCUCAAUCGACGAUGCUGGCUUCGGCUAGCAUAGACGGCACAACGUUACUUUGGAAUUUGCGAACGGGAUCGAAAAUUCAUACGAUGGUUCAAGUGGGCGGAGAAGCGGUGAGAGUUUGCAGAUUUUCGCCAGACUCGACGUUACUCGCAACCGCUGGCGAUAACGGGCAAGUUUGCCUUUGGGAUUUAAUUCGACGCACUUUAGUUAGAUAUUUUCAAAAACACGACGGUGCCGUGCAGAGUGUGUGCUUUUCACCGGAUUCUAGUUGGUUAAUAACUACUUGCACAUUCGGCGUCAUGAAAUUAUUCGCCACCAGCAACAUCAUCGACUCGUGCUUUACCGAUAGUCAAGCAAUUACUGUAUUCGCCUCGAUAGACGAUGCUCACGAUUUGGGUGUCGUAUCUUGCGAUUUUUCGACCUGCCAGAAGAUUACAAGCAACGAACCUUUCACGAAACUGUAUCAGCUAGUUACCUGCGGCAACGACCAUUACGUAAAGCUGUGGGAAGUGACCGUAAUACAAACGAAAUGCGAGACAUCCACCGUGAAGAUAAACCUGUGCAGAAUUAUGGAGAAGCACAGCAGUGCCUUAACUUGCGUUUCUUUCAAUGCAAACGGAUUGUUCAUCGCUAGCAGCGGCCUCGACAAAACAACAGUUAUCUGGGAAACGGACUCCGGGAAAGUGAUAACGAUAACAGCAGGACACAAUAGGUACGUGGCCUGCUGCGCGUUUUCCAGAGACGGGAAUUUAUUAGCUACAGGGUCCAACGAUAAAUCCGUAAUUAUUUGGGAUCUUAAAGGAAACUUGUGUCUCGACUCGGAGCUCACACGAAGAUUCACACCUGCCUUAUUUUUAGACAAUCCGGAAGAGAGCGCUGAAUAUGAAGAAAGCGUGAUGAAAAACGCAGAGACAUCUGUCAAUGACGUUCAAUUGAUUCAAAGAUUAGAAGAGCACGGUGGAGUAGUGAAUAGCGUAGCUUUCUACGGGAAUCAUCUUAUCGCUUCUGGAUCUGGGGACAAGCUAAUACGAGUUUGGAGCAUUGAGAUCGAAGAGGAAGCUAAUGCCGAGACUAGCAUGAAAUUUCAAGAGAAACCUUACAGCCCGUUGGAUGGUCACAAAUAUAGCAUAAAUCACGUGGAAUUUAGCCCCUGUGGUCGUAUGCUUGCCUCUUGCUCCUUAGACGGAAGUGUUAUCAUUUGGGAUAUCGAGAACGGUUCUCAAGCGAAAUCUUCUUUCGUGAAUUCGGGAUCUGGUAUUCGCGUUUGUCGAUGGUCACCGGAUGGUACUAAAAUUGCAACAGCUGGAGAUGAUGAAAGGACGACAUUGUGGGAUGUGAAUAAUAUGGAGGAACUUUGCGUUUUCAGGGGUCAUUCCGAUGCAGUAAACGCGAUUGCGUUCACGCAUGACUCCUGUUAUUUAGUUACGGCAUGUAACGAAGGUGCUUGGAGACUUUUCGACGUCAGUGAUAAAGAAAAUUGCGGGGCGUUGAUUAUUUGCGCGGAAGCGCACGACUUAGGCGUACAAGGAUGUGAUUUUUGUCCGACGUCUAAUUUCAUAGCUAACGGAACGAACGAAAAUAUAAUUAGCGAUAAACAUUCUUAUCUGUUAGCAACCGGUGGCAAUGACUCUUUGGUUAAGUUGUGGAAAAUAACGAUUGGCAAAGUUAAUGUAAUCGCGCCGGGUGGCAUCGGAAACAGUAGUGGCGAUGUGCGAUACGAAGAAAAAAAAUGUUUCACCGGACAUGGUGGCAACGUGACCUGCGUCCGAUUUUCUCCGAUUCAAAGCGAAAUCUUGGGGAGCGUGGCUACUGAUAGAACGGCGCGUAUAUGGAGUGUGUACUCUGGGGUAUGUUUGUACGUGUUAGAACAGCACGAAAGUCUUGUAACUGCCUGCGCUUUUUCACAAGACACUUCACUCUUUAUUACAGGUGCUCUGGAUAAAACUGUUUUAAUUUGGAAAAUACCUCAGCAACUGAUUUCGCAAAAUAUACUAAUGAACAAUUUAAAGAAUAACAGGAAAAGGGUUUCGGACUGGAAGUUCGAUGAUACGUUAAAAUGGUUGGACGAGAUUGGCUUGUCGUCGUUAAUUAAGAAAGCUAACGCGAUUUCUUUAACGGGACGACAAUUACUUUCUCUGUCGGAAGACGAAUUAGCAAACAGGUUGGAUAUAGAACAAGAUGAGGAGACAGCGGAAGCGUUUAAAACGCAGCUGUACUGGUUAAAACGUGAGGACAGUAACUCUAUAGAGAUCUCUAUAGACGAUACCGAAAUACCUCACGAAUACUUAUGCCCUAUCACACAUGAAAUAAUGAAAGAACCCGUCCAAUGUUCUGAUGGAUUUACAUACGAGAAAGCUGCUAUAAACGAGUGGUUCCUAUGUGGAAAAUAUACAAGUCCAAUGACGAAUAAACCACUUCAGAAUACUUCGUUCACUCCGAACGUUACACUCAGGAACACGAUAUAUACUUUCCUACAUGGGAAUCGACCACAGGCUUAAUCCUUUAUAGAACAGUAUAGUGAAUGAAGCAAUCGAAAAAAGAUUGAAAUAUCUUUAAAUCCUUUUGAUUUCUGAUACGAUGAUUUUUCAAAAAUUUCGUCACGUUUUCUUGAUUGCAUAUCUGAUAGAGAAUGGUGAGUUAUAUUUAUCAGAAAUCGUUUAUUGAAUUUCAAUGGUCUUUGGCAAGAAUACGUACCAUAUACUAUACAUACAUAAGUAAAAGUAAUGAAAAUGAUUAACGAAGUUUCUAUCUUUAUUGUUGUCAAAAAAAGUCAAUCUGAACGAAAUUACAAGUAUGAGAGGUUUCAUUCCAACUUUACAAAUAAUAAUAAAAAUAUCAAUAACCAAACAUUGAAUUUUUAGACCAAGGAAUUGCUGUAUGUAUGUUUUUAUAUGUAAUACGGACCAAUGCAAUAAGUGGUAAAUAUACUUAGCAGCAACCUAUAAAGAGUUGAAUAUGGUUUUUUAAUUUAACUCUAUGGAGCAUAGUUAAAAAAUAUCUUUUCUAAUAUCCUGACGCCCUAGUGGGAUAUUUUCUGAAAAAUUAAAAUUACUAUGUUAUGAUGCACUCAGUUUGUAUAGUUAGAAACUCUCUCUUAUUUUUUUUAGUUUUAAUCAUCUAGUAUUAUUUCACAUGUUUAACCUGUUAACCAAGAACGACGAAUUAACUCGUCUUGCGAAUAUAAUAAUUUAUUCGUUAAUAUACCUAUCAUUUUUUUAAGGCUUUUAUAAUUUCUAUUAAAAACCAAUUAUAUCAUAAUUACAUUUACAAAAAUUAAGAUUGAUCAAAUUAGAAUCAAUUUCUCUUUAUGAAUUAUUAAUUCUACAAUUAUAGAAAUAUUUAAAGUCUUUAAAUAAUUGAAAUAAUUCUAUUUUUAUAUAAUUUAUUAAAAUAGAAUUUCUGUGCGGCUCAGGACACAUUUAUAGUUUGUGCCAUAAAGAGUUAAGCUACGAUAUAAAAUAUAACGACGAUACGUCAAACAAA
Molecule: messenger RNA, 3714 nt
Organism: Frieseomelitta varia
Lineage: Eukaryota; Metazoa; Arthropoda; Insecta; Hymenoptera; Apidae
Product: WD repeat, SAM and U-box domain-containing protein 1-like
Exons: 17
Coding region: 9-2729 (906 amino acids)
Biological process (GO): protein ubiquitination
Molecular function (GO): ubiquitin-protein transferase activity; protein binding
Source: RefSeq, a predicted model, not a curated record